Myotis brandtii (Brandt's bat) is the source of this 2232-nucleotide messenger RNA. It is a transcript of the gene PRKCB, whose product is annotated as protein kinase C, beta. Gene Ontology annotation, biological process: protein phosphorylation. The annotation marks the transcript as partial. Lineage: Eukaryota; Metazoa; Chordata; Mammalia; Chiroptera; Vespertilionidae. The transcript is spliced from 15 exons. The record is from RefSeq and is a predicted model, not a curated record. Gene Ontology annotation, molecular function: diacylglycerol-dependent serine/threonine kinase activity; zinc ion binding; ATP binding.
CGGAGAAGCCCCUCCUUGCAGGACGCCCUCCUGAGCAGGCACAGGAGGCUGUGCUGUCACAGACAUUCUGCUGUUUUGUUGUGCACAAGCGGUGCCAUGAAUUUGUCACGUUCUCCUGCCCAGGCGCCGACAAGGGUCCAGCCUCUGAUGACCCUCGGAGCAAGCACAAGUUCAAGAUCCACACCUACUCCAGCCCCACCUUCUGUGACCACUGCGGGUCGCUGCUGUACGGACUCAUCCACCAGGGGAUGAAAUGUGACACCUGCAUGAUGAACGUCCACAAGCGCUGCGUGAUGAACGUCCCCAGCCUCUGCGGCACGGACCACACGGAGCGCCGCGGCCGCAUCUACAUCCGGGCGCACAUCGAGGGGCCAGUCCUCACCGUCCUCGUAAGAGAUGCUAAAAACCUUGUCCCCAUGGACCCCAAUGGCUUGUCAGAUCCCUAUGUGAAACUGAAACUCAUUCCUGACCCAAAAAGUGAGAGCAAACAGAAGACCAAAACCAUCAAGUGCUCCCUCAACCCUGAGUGGAACGAGACAUUCAGAUUGUUUAAGCUGCUGAGCCAGGAGGAGGGCGAGUACUUCAAUGUGCCCGUGCCGCCGGAAGGAGGCGAAGGCAACGAGGAGCUGAGGCAGAAGUUUGAGAGGGCCAAGAUCGGCCAGACACCCAAGACUCCAGAAGAAAAAACUACCAACACCAUAGCCAAAUUUGACAACAAUGGGAACAGGGACCGGAUGAAGCUGAGUGAUUUUAACUUCCUGAUGGUGCUUGGGAAAGGCAGCUUUGGCAAGGUCAUGCUCUCCGAGCGGAAAGGCACGGACGAGCUCUACGCCGUGAAGAUCCUGAAGAAGGACGUGGUGAUCCAGGACGACGACGUGGAGUGCACCAUGGUGGAGAAGCGGGUGCUGGCCCUGCCCGGGAAGCCGCCCUUCCUGACCCAGCUGCACUCCUGCUUCCAGACCAUGGACCGCCUGUACUUCGUGAUGGAAUACGUGAACGGCGGUGACCUCAUGUACCACAUCCAGCAGGUUGGCCGGUUUAAGGAGCCUCAUGCUGUAUUUUACGCUGCAGAAAUCGCCAUCGGCCUCUUCUUCUUACAGAGCAAGGGCAUCAUUUACCGUGACCUAAAACUUGACAAUGUGAUGCUGGAUUCCGAGGGCCACAUCAAGAUCGCCGACUUUGGCAUGUGCAAGGAGAACAUCUGGGACGGGGUGACCACCAAGACGUUCUGCGGCACUCCGGACUACAUCGCCCCUGAGAUCAUUGCGUACCAGCCCUACGGGAAGUCGGUGGACUGGUGGGCAUUUGGAGUCCUGCUGUAUGAGAUGCUGGCCGGGCAGGCGCCCUUCGAAGGGGAGGACGAGGAUGAACUCUUCCAGUCCAUCAUGGAGCACAACGUGGCUUACCCCAAGUCCAUGUCCAAGGAGGCCGUGGCCAUCUGCAAAGGGCUGAUGACCAAGCACCCGGGCAAACGUCUGGGCUGCGGGCCGGAAGGCGAGCGGGACAUCAAAGAGCACGCGUUCUUCCGGUAUAUUGACUGGGAGAAACUGGAACGCAAAGAGAUCCAGCCCCCGUAUAAGCCAAAAGCUAGAGACAAGCGAGACACCUCCAACUUCGACAAAGAGUUCACCAGACAGCCUGUGGAACUCACGCCCACGGACAAACUCUUCAUCAUGAACUUGGACCAAAAUGAGUUUGCCGGCUUCUCCUAUACUAACCCAGAGUUUGUCAUUAACGUGUAGGUGAGCGCCCGCUCCUCGCCGAGCCUGGGGGUAGGACUCCAGGCCGAGUGUACGCAUUGAUUCGUCUUCCAGAUCCGCGGUGCUCCUGCCGGCACUCCAGGGUGGGAGCUGGCCGGAGGCUUCUCUUUGGAUGUGUAGCUUGCUGGUUUGUUUUCUACAUUUGAAAAAUGUUUAGUUUAGAGUAAGCGCUUUAUCCAAGUAGAAAGGAACCGUUUUCCAAUCUUCCAGAAACUCAUCAAAUGAACAGACGAUGUCAAAACUACCAUGUCUGAUCCCAAAAUGCUUCAGUAUUUGUAAUUUUUAAAAUCAGAAGCUGAUGUUCCUAGUGAAAGUUUUUACAGCUGUUCUGCAGUAUUACCCUUGAAUGCUAAGCAUGACUGGUGUUUUUAAAAAUAGUGAGUAAGCUUUGCAGUUACUGUGAACUGUUGUCUCUUGGAGGAAAUUUUUUGUUUAAGAAUUGACAUGAUUAAACGGAGUUAAUAUAUGCAAA